This is a messenger RNA of Zingiber officinale, 742 nucleotides long. RefSeq lists its product as uncharacterized. Lineage: Eukaryota; Viridiplantae; Streptophyta; Magnoliopsida; Zingiberales; Zingiberaceae. The coding region runs from base 170 to 742 and encodes 190 amino acids. The transcript has 2 exons. The record is from RefSeq and is a predicted model, not a curated record.
CAUGAUUAUUAUGCCAUAAAUAUAUGGCCUAGUCAAUUUCAAUUUUUUUUAAAUUUAAUUUAACUUUUUUAACGUUCAUACAAGGUUAUUCCCGAAACGGAAAAAAUCUAAACGGAAUCAUGACGGGAUUAUAUAUACGCUUAUCUUUACCUGAAUCGAAAACUAACUGAUGCAUCGCAGCCUUCCUUCUUGCACAGCCCCCAACGCCCUCUGCUUUAAAUUUAAGCCUUCGAGUCCGAGUUGCACCGGCGACGACACGAUGGCGAUCUGUUGGGAGGAGAUGGAGAUCACUCGAAUGCGGCGGAAGAUCAUGAAGGAGGCUAGGAGGUCGAUGCCGGAGCUCGGCGCCGGCCGAGUCAUGUACUUGGUCAGGGCCUUCGAGAGGCUCCUCUCCCUUUCGCAGCAGAUCAAGACGGCCGGCGUCGGCGUCGGCGUCGGAGCCGGGAAGAAGAAGGGCAUGCUGACGCUGACGACGAUGGACCUCGUGAAUUGGGCUCUGUUUCAAUCGCCAGAAGAAAUCUUCAGCGAGGAGGACUACGACUAUCCCUUCUCCCCUGUUUCCCCUGAACUUGAGUCCCACGAAGCAAAUUUUGCUGCAAGAUUUAGCUUUGCGAGUGUUGGUGAAUCUGAUGCAGCAGAAAGGAAGACUGGUUUAUCAAAAAAGCGCUGGAUCAAAAAGCUGAAGGUGAGGAAGCAGAAGACAUUCAAAAAGAGAAUUGAGGUACUAAACAAAUCAAUAUAG